AUGGCCUCAGACCUAGAUUACGAUGUCAUCAUCGUGGGCGCCGGUAUCUCCGGCGUCAACUUUGCCUACAGGCUGCAAGAGAACCAUCCCAACAUGACAUUUUGCAUUGUCGAGAGCCGUCAUGAGAUGGGAGGGACUUGGAGUCUAUUCAAAUACCCAGGUAUCCGCUCCGACUCGGAUCUCUACACAUUCGGCUUCCAAUGGAACCCCUGGCUCCAAAAGGAGGCCAUCGCCUCCGGUCCCCACAUCCUAUCCUACCUGAACGAGUCGGCGCGCAAGGCCGGUCUAGACGACAAGAUCAAGUACAACCACCAAGUCACCCAGAUGAGCUGGGACACGCCCUCGGCGACGUGGACCUUGGACGUAUCCGUCGGUGGCGGCGGCAACGACCCCGCCACCCGCCAGACCAUCCUCCUCCGCAGCCGCUUCGUCCUCAUGGGCACGGGCUACUACGACUUCAAGGAGCCGCUCAAGACGGAGAUCCCCGGCAUCGACAGCUUCGGCGGCGACGUCAUCCACCCGCAGUUCUGGCCGGAGGACUACUCGUACAAGGGCAAGAACGUCGUCAUCAUCGGGUCGGGAGCCACGGCCGUCACGCUCCUCCCGAGCAUGGCCGAGGAGGCCGGUCACGUCACCAUGCUGCAGCGCUCGCCCACCUACAUCAUCUCCCGCGUGGGACAGAGCCCCAUCGAGAGGCUCGCGCGCGCCUGGCUGCCCCCCUGGAUGGCCUACCACGUCAUCCGUGCCAAGUGCAUCCUCUUCAGCAUCUUCAUGGUCACCUACGCCGACUGGUUCCCCGCACGCGCCAAUAGGCUCGCCCUCGGCGCCACCGCCAAGCAGCUUCCCGAAGGCGCCUCCCUCGAGCGUGACUUCACUCCUUCCUACAACCUGUGGGAGCAGCGCGUCUGCCUCAGCCCGGACGGCGACUUCUACCAGAGCCUCCGCCAAGGAAAGGCUAGCGUCAAGACCGACCACAUCGACACCGUCACCCGUAACUCCAUCAAGCUCAAGUCCGGCGCGGAGCUCCACCCGGACGUCAUCGUCACUGCCACCGGCCUCAAGCUCCGCAUGGCCGGCGGCAUAGACAUCGUUGUCGACGGCAAACCCUACGACAUGUCCGCCCAUUUCGCCUGGAAUAACUCCAUGCUCGACGACCUCCCCAAUGUCAUGCUCGCCUGGGGCUACGUCAACGCCAGCUGGACCCUCGGCGCAGAUACCACCUCCCUCCUCUUCUGCCGCCUCAUCACCGCCAUGAACAAGAAGGGUGCCAAGGCCAUAGUUGCCCGUCGCAGGACAGCGGGGGAGAUUAACAUGUCCAAAGUUCCCAUCCUCAACCUCAAUUCUACAUAUGUCCGCAAGGGAGUCGGUAACAUUCCCAGCUGUGGUGAUCAGCCGCAAUGGCUGCCGCGCACCAACUACAUCAAGGACCUAGCUAGGGCCACCCUCGGUGACGUGGAAAGUGGGCUCGAAUGGAUAAAAUGA
Messenger RNA from Geosmithia morbida, 1482 nucleotides. RefSeq names its product putative flavoprotein CzcO associated with the cation diffusion facilitator CzcD. NCBI's taxonomy places the organism in Eukaryota, Fungi, Ascomycota, Sordariomycetes, Hypocreales, Bionectriaceae. Bases 1 to 1482 code for a protein of 493 amino acids. The transcript has 2 exons. The record is from RefSeq and is a predicted model, not a curated record.